UGAGGCUGAGACGUGAGAUGCAACUCAGAGGGACUCGCUCCUAGAGGCAAAGUUAUGGCACGGCCAUCCCCGGAGAAAAAGGUCCCGCAGCAAUUUCUCUUUGCCAAAAAGUCCCUCACCGGUGACGCGCACGCCUUUCUGGGACUCACGACCCCGGAGCGAGAAAACCCCAAAUUACGCGUCAAAUUAAACUAAUUAGAAAUUGGGGUAGAAGCGGGUCGAGGAUUGCAGGAGAUUACAGCAGCGUUGAGUCGAGUGAGGGUCACAAUGCAACAGGCCUGUCAAGUGAAGAUAACAACUAGCUCACAGCCACACAUGGUGUAAAGCUGAUCUACAUGCAGCCAUAGUUACAAGUGCCCUUCAACCAACCUGAGAAUGACACUCAGAGAAUAGGACUCCUGAGUUUAUUCUGCGCCUCCAGAGCCUUCAGGCAAACUACCAAAUCAGCAUUAACAGUGAAACCAAGGCAGCCAUGAACCUGUUCAGGAAAGAUGCCAUGUCCUCAAAGAAGGAGAAGGAGAAAGAGAUCCAGUAUGAGGACCCUCCAGAUGGAGGCUGGGGCUGGAUGGUGGUACUGCACUGCUUCCUGGUGAAUGUCCUAGUGAUGGGAACACUGAAGAGUUUCGGGAUCUUCUUUGUGGCGUUCCAAGAUGAGUUUGGAGGCUCGUCAGAGAGCAUCAGCUGGAUCGGCUCCAUCAUGUCGAGUCUGCGUCUGUCAGGGGCACCCAUUGCCUCAGUGGCCUGUGCCAAGGUAGGAACCAGGGUGACCUCCAUCGCCGGGGCAGUGCUGGUUAGUGGAGGCUUCCUCAUGAGUAUUUUCGCCAGCAGUGUGGUGUUCCUCUACAUCAGCAUGGGAGUUAUAGUAGGAAUUGGUUUUGCACUACUAUACCAAUCCUUCUCAGUCGUCACAGCGCUGUACUUCCGAAAGAGGUUAGCGACAGCGUAUGCAAUUGGACGUUCUGGGAUGGGUUUGACCUUUGCCCUUGCUCCAUUCACUCAGCUGCUCCUGGACAAGUAUGCUUGGCAAGGUGCAAUGCUGAUUCUUGGUGGCCUCAUGCUGAACCUGGUGGCCACUGGGAUGCUUCUGCGACCCAUCAAAGUGAAGCCCCCCGCGUCAAACCCUACCUCUUCCCCCAUUCAAAAGAGCCCUGCUAUUUCCCUCAAGAGCUCCUCAGAGAAGGAAUACACUAAGAGCUGCUUGAAUGGCUCCUCUCACUUAUCCAAUGGCAUCUCCAAAUCAGACUCAUUCCCAUCCCCUCCUCCUCCCUUCCCUAAUGGGGACACUGACAACCUGGGGGGCCAGUGUACUCAGGGACUCCAGGACCAGUCAGUGAACCCUGAACUGACCAGACUGGUCCUCAAUGGUGUGAAUGGCCAUGAGCCCCACCGUGACUUGGGUCAGUGUAAACCCACAACUCCAGACAGCUCAGCGGAGCUAAAUGGCAGCAUGAAUGGGUCCACCAUUGUCGGAGUUCCCUCACAUGCCAGCACGCCAAGUGAGGCGGCCAUCAUAAAAGCCAAAGUACUGGAUUUCUCCCUGCUGAAGGACCCAUUCUUUUGUAUCUACACUUGGUCCUUGGUCUUCAGCCAGCUGGCCUACUUCAUCCCCUAUUUCCACCUGUCUGCCCGUGCCAGAACCCUGGACAUCGAUGCCAUGGAUGCUUCAUUCAUCAUCUCUGUGGCAGGUAUCACAGAGACCAUCGCCCAGCUGGCCUCGGGCUGGGUGACAGACAGGAACCUGCUCCAUAAAUACCACUACCACAAGGCCUACCUGAUCCUCUGUGGCCUGGUCAACCUGCUCUCCCCACUGGCAACCUCCUACAUCCUGCUGAUGGUUUACGCUGUCUUCUUUGCCAUCUUCUGUGGUGGAUACAUGGCUCUGCUGCUGCCUGUUCUGGUAGAUCUCGUGGGGUCGGAGAAACUCAACAACUCCAUGGGCUUCUCCAUGUUCUUUGUUGGCCUUGGUUGCCUCACAGGACCUCCUUUGGCAGGUUUCCUGUAUGACUACACCCAGACUUACGACUGUUCUUUCUACCUGGCUGGGCUCUGCUAUCUGCUUUCUUCUGUCUCGCUGUUCAUGGAGCCUCUUGCUCAGCGCUGGAAGGCCAGGAACAAUCUGACCCGCACCAAGAGAGCGGAAAGCAGCUGUAAGACCAACGGCUGCUUCACCCCCGACCGCCUGCAGAACGGCGCUGUGUAGUAAUGAAACCCAGGGAAGGCCUUCGAUCUUGAACCAGCAUGCUCAUAAUUUGCCAUGGGCCCGCAUACCUUGGACCUUGGACUCCAGCUUAAAGUCAGGACCCAAGUGACCCUUAAUUUCAGCAGGAGCCUAACACAGGCCGAGGAGACCGCAGUAACACGUCUAAGAACAUGCAGCAGUUGGGACGUUGGUGAAUGAUUGAACUUUUAAAGAGCCAAAAUUAUGUUCUGCAAAAUAUUUUACCCCCUUACUCUUGUUCUUAUCAAACAGUACAUGCAUCCAAACUGACACAGCACGUUUUAAUAUUAGCUGCUUUCCAAUUAUAACUUAUUAAAAAACAAUCUGUUUCCCAACGCAACAACAAAAUCUGCAAUCACUUUGCAGUAUCUUCACAUUGCACAUUAAUAUUGCUGGAAACUAAGCUAUGCAGUUGAGCUUGAAAUCCUGUUAUCCGAAAUCCUUCUAUCAUUCUGCGAUGCCAUUAAUGGAAGCACAUAUCCAUGAAGAAAUACUUCUUACUUACUUUCUCUGGAAGCAUUUACCUGUAUCUGUAAACCUGUACUCACUGGUAUGCACUUUGGGCCAAGUUGUGAUUAUGCUGCAUGACAUUUCUUAUGACCUUUUUAACUGCCAGCAACCACUUAAAGCUGGGGUAGGCAGUUUUUUGGCAACGGCAAAAAGAAAAACGCCAAAAUUUGAAAACACAGCCUUCCUCCUGCACCUAUGCCCUCUCUGGCCUAAGCCCCUCCUACCUACAGAAACAUGAACAUUUGCCACAGCCAUGAGCCUAUGACUACAGUUAGCGCUUCGGUUUCUGAAACACUUCACCGAUAUUUAAACGUUUUUAUUGUGUUCUUUGCCAGACUCUCUUUUAGCCCGUCUUCCUUUUUUGGGUUGUUUUGUAGUGUAGUUAGUUGUUGCCAAUGCUCGAAUAGCAACUUUUCUGCAAGAUUUUCCACCAGUGGAUCAGGCUUUCACCAUCUGAAGGGACGUGCACGUGCAUCUGCAUUUGCAGAACAGCCAAUAGGAGUGACCUAUGACUAGCCACAGUCUCCCUAGCAACCCAAAAACAGAGCCAAGAGGAGGUGCAGGAGUCAUGUUUUCUCUCAGGCUAGUUGAAUUACAGUAUGCUCAAAAGUUAUUAUGGGAUUUUUCCCCCAAAGAUGCCAAAAAUAAAUCAAUAAAUAAAAACUGCCUACCCGAGCUGUAACUGCAGCCUGCUUCUGUGACACAAAGUGUAACCUGCUCUUCAAAGCCAAAAAGCAGCAACUGCUUCAGUAGUUUAAUCUCUUGCCCCAGCAGGAUUAUCGUAGGCACAGGGGUAGAUUGUACGGCAUGUUCUAGCAUUUAGAGGUAUAAUCAUAUUCUCUUAUUUAUAUCCUUAUUAUUAAUAUUCUGGACACUUUUAUUUGUCUGUCAGCUACUUCAGCAUACUUUGACAGACACACUAUUCAAACUGCAAAAUGUUCAGCUCGUUUGGACAUCCGUGCUGCUGUCCAGACUUUUGUAUAUCUUUCUUUCAACUUUUUGCCCCAGAAAUUACUGGACAGAAUGUUAAAAGUUUAAACAUUUUCAUUUCCUCUUGAAGCCUUUCAUUCAUUGGUUCAUCUACUACCUUUUGUACUUUAUGACACUACUUCUGUUUUUCAUACCUCUCAUAGUUUUUUAAUAAUGUGUGUGCGUGGUGUUGGUGAUUCAGAGGCAGUGAAAAGUUAAACUGACCCUUCAACUUCGUUCAUCUCUUACCUACAUAAAAACUGACACUUUAACUGCGGACAGUGCACAGACAAACUGUCUCUACAACUGAGAUUUCACCUACUUUCAGCAGUAAACACGUCUGUUGACAUGCUUAAUUUAUUUUUAUAUAACUUUUAUUUUGCUAGGAUCAGUCCCAUUAAAAUUAAAAAUCUCUUUUUCAAGGGAGUCCUGGCCAAGAUAGGCAGCAGCACAAGUUUCUGCUCUUAUCUCUUACUCUUUAUCUGACAACUGAACAUCUAUUAGUCAACUGAUCUAUCUUAGUCGAGUUUAUCACAGGAAACGCAGUUCAACUUUUAUUUGUAAUGCUGCAAAUGACAGUUCAGCUGCUUUUAUGUUUUAUACUUUAACAAUUCAGCUGCUUUCAGCGCUUGUGAGUCAACUGAUAUUUCAGUUGCUUUCAUUCUAAUACUUCAGUUUCUUUCAGCUUUUAUUCUUUAGCUGACAGUCCAAUAACGCUCUCUUCUGGGAACCAGACAAAUCUGCGAGCUUAUGUUUUACUUGCUCUGGCAGAUGCAUCUGGUCCUCCUCCGCUUUGGACAGAUUUCAAGCCACCUGAGACGUGCCAGGCCAAUCCCAACCAUUUAUUUGAUGAUAGGCUUGUUUGUGACAAAGACCGUGAAGAGGAGCUCCGUUGAGUCAUUUUCGAAAACAAGAUGGCUGCAGCUGAUGUGGACCUUUCUGUCAAAGUUUUGAAUUGCCUGGGUCCAGACCCUUAAAAUCCGUCUAUGACACGGACUGAUUUGUCGGGCAUCAUGACAUGAUGGUUAAAAGCAAUCAAUUCAAAGAAUGCUGUGGGUGGACGAACGAUUAGCCAGUCACUGCCAUGGCAAGACCAAGUUGUGCGCUCUCUGUGGUCCACACCUUCCACUCACUCUGCCAUGUUGACUGAUUACAUAGAGGCAAGUCUUAUCCACAACACUUAACAUCAUAGUUUGGUUUUACUUAGCUCUGCUCCACCCUGAAAAGUCCGGCAAAACCAGUAUGUUGGCAUGGUUACGAUGAAAACAAUGUAAUGAGCCAAAAAUUCUGUCUGACCUCAGGCAAAGUAAAACGAACUGGCCGGUAUGAUUUAACUUAACGAAGAACAAUGACCUGCACUUAAAGCUUUACUUGAGAAGGAGGAUGUUUGCUUUACUUCAACAGGGUUUAGCAACAGUCAUAUACCAACUCAUAAUAUACCAGCUCAUCUUUGCACGCUGUCAGGCAGUAAUUUCCACCCACUUUUCACCAAAUCCUUCAAGUGAUUGGCUGGUACUGCUGUGCUGUCAUUGGCCAUCUACACCAUACCUGGUCACACACUGAUAAGCCUUUGAGAACGCCCCUUGGAAAUCAAAAAUUAAAUGAGAGGAUCCAACUAACUUGCAUGUGGAGUUUGGUGUGGCCAUGUCAGGCUAACUGCAUUUAAACACAUACAAAUAUUUGCUAAAAGGCAACAAACCUAAAACUGAAGCUUUCAGCCAUGACACUUUAACUGCUUUCAGCUGCCUUCUGCUCUGUCACCUCAGCUUGUUUCAAUGCUCACUUCAAAUGACAAUUCAAACAUUUUUAGUGCUUCAGCGUCAACUGGCAUUCACCUCCUUUCAUCACAUUUUAACCUGUUUACAGUGUUUGCACCUGCAGUUUUGAGUGCAAGCGAGCACACUUCAUUUCCUUCAGAAAACUUAAUUAUUCUUUUGUUGUAUCAAAACCGCAGUAAUGACCUUUUUAAACACUACAACAAACUAUAAACUGCCUCUUUCCUUUGUGGGUCAGCAGUGAAUCAUUUUAAUAACUGCACAUUCACGUUAUGUUUUACUCUGCAGUGCCUGCAGGUAACGGUCACGCCUAGCUCACCGUCUGCGAGCUGUUCUAUGCAAGUGCUAACACACAGAGAGAUAUCUUUCAUUGACAGCUCACUUGUACAUCAUUUAAACUGUAGCAACGAUACCAGCUCCUUAAAGAAGAAGCCAGGUUGGUCGAGAUUUAAGUAUGCCUCCUAAAUAUAUUGAUCACAGUUGGACUGCUGAUGAGCUCCGCUGAAAAGCAGGGUUUUCUGUGUCAUUCUGUCGACCUUGUGUGUCUGUAAAUCUCUGACCAACUGCGUCACAAAGAUGUUUUGCUGAUGUUGCCCAUAUAAACUGGACUGAUAGGAAACCGUUGCCUCGCCUUUACAGUGCCUAAGGCAGCCAAUUAAUGGCAAUGCAACUUCUUAUGAUAUUGUGUUUAUAUAUGGGAGUCUGUUGGUUGUUUUUUAUGUCGUAGAGGUUUUUGUGUUUUCAGUAAAUUCCUUGUUUUUCACCACUGUUUGCCUUACAAGGUACUGUAAUGUAUCUUUACUAACUCCUGUGAUGUCAGCCAAAGACACAUUAGAAACCUACCUGCAACUUGAAGCUUAUUAUUAGUUAAAAAAAAAAAAAGGUUUUAGCUGUUUAAAUAUAUUUUAAAUGUGAUGACCCUCCAUUAUACAGUCAUUAAGUCUUACUUGAGGGCAGCCCAGGAUCCAGUGCUGGAUGUGUUUUGUUACGCUGCCCUCUUGUGGCAGAGGGAAGCCUCUACUCAAAGAAUGCUGUCUCAAUUAGUACCAAAUUAUUCCCCCUCAUCUCACUUUCACAAUACUGAGCAAGGCUCUUUGUAUUGUUUCAAUAACGACAGUCAUGCACAAAAGCUCUUUUGGCUCACGAGUUGCAUUCACCACCAGUAUGCUUUUGUGAUUGAGGGCCACAGAAUAUUUUGUACCAUAACAAAUCUUUUAUGAAAUGUACUUGAUGCUUUAAAAGUAGAUUUUGGUUUGGGAUUAUUUUACUUUAUAGUUAUCUGGAUAUGUUAAGGAUCUGUAUGUUUGAGCAUUAUCUUGAAAUCAUUUUUAUGUCCCUCUGGUAAUGUCUUAAACGCCACUGAUAAUGACCUGAGUUUGGUUUGAUGGUAUUGAAUCUUAUGUUUUUUGUUGCAGCAAAUGCAUUUAUGGGUAAAGCACUGUUUUGUCACUACUCUGGCUCCCGGAUUUGUGAACUGAUAGUUUAGAGAAUAUGCUUAACCAAUCAUAGAUAUCCUGUUCCAAGUCCUUAGAGUUCAUUUUUAAGCCUUGUAACAGUGCGCAGUCAGCUGUAAUAAACUGACAUGUGACUCAAGUCUGUGCUGGUUUGAUUCAGACAACUCGGAGCAAUAAAUGCACUGAUACCACG
This is a messenger RNA of Epinephelus lanceolatus (giant grouper), 7119 nucleotides long. It is a transcript of the gene slc16a4, whose product is annotated as solute carrier family 16 member 4. The record is from RefSeq and is a predicted model, not a curated record. Gene Ontology annotation, biological process: transmembrane transport; monocarboxylic acid transport. NCBI's taxonomy places the organism in Eukaryota, Metazoa, Chordata, Actinopteri, Perciformes, Serranidae. Gene Ontology annotation, molecular function: monocarboxylic acid transmembrane transporter activity.